AAAACCGGUGCGGUAUUGAAGUCGACCGUCAAACAAUGGAGAAGUUCUUUAAGCGGUUUGGUUUCCAGUAUCACAUUGUACUCGACAAAACAGCUCAGGAAAUGAAGCAGGAGGUGAUAGACUUCAGAAACGGCAUCAACAGCAGCAGUGGAGACAUCAGCUGUGUGUUUGUGGUGACUUCGUCUCACGGACAUCGGGAUGUCAUCAUAGGUGCAGAUAAAAAGAGGCUGCCAGUAAAAGAUAUAAUCGAACCGUUUGGAGACGAGCUGUGUCGCAAGAUGAAGGGGAAACCUAAGAUCUUCAUCAUAGAUGCCUGCAGGGGGAGCAACCGUGAUACUGGAGUUAUAUUUGAUUCUGCUGCUGAUGAAAAACUAUCAAAGGAAGCCAUGGCUACAAAAGAGUACCGGUCCACUCGAGUGCCACCAUGCAUCAACGACAUGCUGGUUGCUUAUGCAGCCAUGACAGAUUAUGUGGGCAUGAUGGACAGCACCUCUGGUUCACACAUGAUUUACAACAUUAGUCAAGUGUUUUCCUCACCUGAUGCAGCAGGAGAACAUCUCUAUAACUUGUUUGUGAAGGCCAAUGCAAAGAUGGUGGCAAACACCGUAGAUGUCACAGUCGAUGAAGGGAAGCCGACUCAAAGAAGGGAGCACGCCAACGCAGAGAUGGUGAAGAGAAACGCUCCAAGUAGUAGAACAAUGGUGGUGAUGACAAUCGAGUCCACCCUCAAGAGGCUCUUUUACCUGGGACGCAGGGGGGAUGCUGUCUGUUGUGAAGUAAAGGAGAAGGAGGAUGAGGAGUUGGAGUGGUACAAGAGAGAAAUGGAGAGAUUGAUACUGGGGCUUGGGGCGUUUCCCGAGCUGGAACAGCUGGUCAACAGGAAGGAGACCCUGCAGAGGGACAGUUUAGAGGAUUGA
Messenger RNA from Coregonus clupeaformis (lake whitefish), 917 nucleotides. RefSeq names its product caspase-14-like. Gene Ontology annotation, biological process: proteolysis. Bases 36 to 917 code for a protein of 293 amino acids. Gene Ontology annotation, molecular function: cysteine-type endopeptidase activity. NCBI's taxonomy places the organism in Eukaryota, Metazoa, Chordata, Actinopteri, Salmoniformes, Salmonidae. The transcript has 7 exons. The record is from RefSeq and is a predicted model, not a curated record.